GUGCCGCCCCGAGGCGGCGGAUGAGCGCAGCUGCCCCCAGCGGCGCCGUGCCGUCCUGCGGCCCUCGGGGACGCGUGCCCAGGCCGGGGGGUCCCGCGCGCCGCCGCCCGCACGGCCUGAGGGAACGCGGCCCGCCCCGCCCCGCCGCCGGCCCCGCCCCGCCGCCCCCUCCCCGCUACCUGUGUGGGCGGAGCGGCCUGCGCGGGCCCCUCGCAGAGCAGGCAGGAGCGGAUCCCCUUGCAGCCGCAGCCCGGCCCCGCGCCGCCGCUCGCCGCCGCCGUCUCCUCCUCCAUCCGCCCGGCCGAGCGCGGGACGCGGCCGCUCUCUCCCCCCGCCCGCCCUCGCGGCCCGGCCCGCUGCAGGUGAGGGGCGGCACGCGGGCUCGGUGCAGGCCGCGCGGCGGGGCCGGGGGCGGCCUCGCUCUCCCGGCGUCCCUCGCGGCGCCGCCGGGGCCCGUAGCGCUGCUGUGCGCCGCGGGGGCCGUUGGGAGCUGUAGUGCCGCGCGCCUCUGGGGGCUCUCCGGGCCGCGGCGCGGUGGGGGCAUCGCGGGGCCGCGCCCUCGGGCGGGCCGGGCCGCAGCACCGGGCCGGGCGGAGCGGGGCGGAGCGGCGCGGCCGGGCGGCCCCGAGCGCUUCCCGGGGGCGGCCUGGAGCGGGCCUCGUGCCCGCAGCGUGAAACGGCCGGGCCGGGCCCCGGGGCGAGCAGCCGCCGCUCUGCCGUUUCGUUCGGGCGCAGCCUUUUCGUUUUCCUCCUCCUCGAAGCCGUGCCGUAGGCCCCGUACAAAGGACCGCCCUUGGCACGGGCACGCAGCGCCGAGCAUCCAGCGCCUGUCUGUAUGCCGAGGGCCCCGGCGGAGGAAUGGGGGGACGUGGCUCCGGGCGGACGGGGGGGAGCUUUGUGGUGGGGGGCCACAAGAAGAGUUCCGACAGCUGCUUGGUGAUUGCAGCAGGAGGGCGAAGAGAAACAUGUCAAAAAUUACCACAGAGCUGCUUUUGGAAAGAGCGGUUCCGAAAUCGACGAGGCUCCGAAAGAUAGAGACCCUGAACCUGUCCAAGCUGCAGCUGAAGACUGGAGACUUAGACCCACGUUUGUUUUCACGUCUGAGGCACCUACAGAAACUGGAUCUCUCUGAUAAUUUAUUGGACAAGUUUCCCAACAGCCUAACCCUGCCUGAUCUGCGUGUCCUGAACUGCAACAACAACCAGCUGGAAGAUGUCACUGCUCUGAAACAGUUCCCUCUGCUCGAGGAGCUAAAUUACGAGAACAAUGGGUACCUCACACUCAAUGAUGAUUAUAAAGUGAUGUUUCUUUUGCAAAAUCUUCGGCUGCUCAAUGGCAAGGACAUAACCAAGCUGGCUAAUCACGUGAGGCGUGUCAAUAGCCGUAAGCUGACCAGCAAGGUUACUGCUCACUGGGAAGAAUUCUUCCGUGACCAGCUUCCUGAGAAGUACACAGCUGAGCAAGUGAAGUCCAUCAAGAAGAAGUUCCUGAAGUCAGUACAGACCAAUGUAGUGUAUGGACCCAGCUCGCUUAGUGAGUUCACCCGCUGGCGGGUGAAAAUGAUUGCAGAAGAGUUUCUGACUUGCUCACUGGGUCUGGAGUUAAACACAGAUACUGAAACAGAAGAAAACAUGGAUGAGAAUGAGGAAGAAAGUGCAGAAAGCUCCAAGGAAGCUGCAGAGGAGGAGGCUAAGGUUACGGUAACUCCCAGAAAGAGGAAAAGAAAUAGUUCAAAAUCACGUUUUGGAAGGAAGAAGUCCAAGUCCAAGGCAAAAACUGAGAAGGAGAGUGUACCUAGAAAUUCCAGUCAAGAGGAGGAUGACCCAGCUCCUGAUAAAGCAACAGCAUCGAAUGAGCCAGCCGAAGAGGCAACCCCUGAGCAGGGAGAUGAAGGGACACAUAAGAACGGAGAGCAGUUUCCCAAAGGGCAAAGCAAUAGAAGAUCCAGCCAGCUGACAGGAGAACAGAAAAGCCAGGAGCAGGACAAUGGGGUUGUUAACUUGACCCCAGUAAGGAACUCCAAGGGCAAGGAGGAUUUCAGUGCAGAGCCAUUGCAUUUUCUCCAGUGUCACAGUAAAGGCAACAGCCGCGAGGAUUUUAAAACGCAGCUCUGGUCCUGUGUCUUCGAGCCAUUGCUUGACUGUGCACCCAGGAAAGAUCCCAUUGUGAGUUGUUCCAGAACUGUGGCAACGUGUGGAGGGGAGUCUGUCUGUCUGAUCGAUUGUGAAACAGGGGUGGUGCUGAAGAAGUAUAAGGUGGCUACAGAGGAGUUCUUCAGUGUUGCAUGGACAACUCUCCCGAUGGUACUCAGUGACAGUCGGAAGAAAUCUCAUAAUAUCUUGGCAGCUGCAGGAAGGAGAGGGAUUGUCAAACUGAUUCAUGUGGCAGCUGACUUCUGCUACGGAGAAAUAAAGGCUCAUAAAAAGCCCAUUGCCACUGUCUGCUUCAGCCCAACUCGAGAAACUCACCUCUUCACUGCAUCCUAUGACAAGCGAAUUGUGCUCUGGGAUAUUGGAAUUCCAGACUGUGACUACAAUUUCAAAGCAAGCCAGCUGCUGGUACUGGAAUGUUUGUCUGUACCCUUACGGAUUGCCCUGGUCCCCACCUGCCCAGAGCAGUACCUGCUGGCUGGCUGUGAAGAAGGCUGCUUUACGUGGAAUAUAAAACUGGAGAAGGAAGAGAAAACCAGGCCUUUUGAAGCCUCAUUCAAGUUCCCUGAUGAGGAGGGAGAAAUGUCAACAUCUCACAGGGUUGACGGUUUGGCUUUUCUGAAUGAUGAUGUUGUAGUUUCUAAGAGCUCCAAACCAGGAUGCAUAUACUUAUGGAGCUGGAGUUGGUCUUUUGACACUAAAGGAAAAGGAAGCCAGCGAACAGUGUCUGCAGUUAUUCUAGCUGAACUGGAGUGGUCCACAACAGACUUGUCCUAUCUCACACUCAGCACCUGCCCAGCAAAACUACAUGUGUUCUGUGGUGAUGAGAAGGGAAGUGUGUGGAUAUACCACCUCUCAAACUAUACCACAGCAUGGAGCUCUGCAAAGGGAAAACACUCGGACAAGAGAAUCCCGCCCACACAGAUUCUCAAGUGGCCAGAGCUUCGAGCAAAUGGGGACCACCUGAGCGAAGUCUACAUAAACAAUGUGAUAACAGACCCUACUUUCACUUACCUUGUUGCUCUCACUAGUGUGAACAUUACAGCAAUUUGGAAGAAGUCAUAGUUAGUUGUUAUAGAAUUUUGUUCCCGUGCUUUGAAAUAGUGCAGUAUUAGUGACUGUUACCCAUGUUAACCAUAAAGUUUUCUAGACCAGCUGUUACGUGCAAAAGGUAAAGAGUUCAUUAAAUGCAUCCAGUUAUUCAGGUUUUUUUCUGUAAGUUUACACAAUUUGUGCAUUUGUUUUAUAGAAAUGACACUUAAUAAAACAAAAUAACAAA
Molecule: messenger RNA, 3429 nt
Organism: Gallus gallus (chicken)
Lineage: Eukaryota; Metazoa; Chordata; Aves; Galliformes; Phasianidae
Gene: LRWD1
Product: leucine rich repeats and WD repeat domain containing 1
Exons: 16
Coding region: 21-3215 (1064 amino acids)
Biological process (GO): chromatin organization; establishment of protein localization to chromatin
Cellular component (GO): nuclear origin of replication recognition complex
Molecular function (GO): protein binding; chromatin binding
Source: RefSeq, a predicted model, not a curated record